Messenger RNA from Mytilus trossulus (common blue mussel), 2888 nucleotides. RefSeq lists its product as uncharacterized. NCBI's taxonomy places the organism in Eukaryota, Metazoa, Mollusca, Bivalvia, Mytilida, Mytilidae. The transcript has 5 exons. The record is from RefSeq and is a predicted model, not a curated record. Bases 432 to 947 code for a protein of 171 amino acids.
GAACGUUUCGUUUUUCGUAUAUACAUGUAUUCAUGUGAGGCAUAUUUUCAACAAUUUCACAUUACAGGUUUAUUCUUAAAGUGAACAUACAAUACCGUCAAAGAAUACUAUUAAAACUAUUUUCUUCAAAUUGUAACUAUUUUCAGUUGAAACGAUACAUGACAAGUAAAAACGAUCAUAUGAUAAUCAUACGGUGAAUCGUCAUUUACACCCGAACAACCGAAGUGGAUUUGAAUAUUCAAUUGCAACAAAUUUUAAACGGAAAUCAUUUACAAAUGGAAGUUAAUCUUGGCAAAAAUCAAAUCAAAAUGUGUUCUUACAGUAAAUGUGUUAAUUCAGACAUUGGAUUAGAAAAAUACUUUAGUUUUUUUAUGCAUUUUGAAUACAUUUGGUUUAAUAUUUUUUGGCGUUUUUAAUCAAAUAAAACAAUUAUGGAAGAACUGACUCCAUUUUAUGGAAAAUGCAACAAGGAGAGGUUGCCUAUGGUGACACUGUUCAUCGUUAUCGUCGAUGCAGUACUGCUGGUAACAUUAGGGUUAAAGAGUGAUGGCUGGUCGAAAGUUACCGAGGGAGACAUCAUAGUUAUCGUGGUGGUUUUAGUGUUUACCGUGUGUAUUCUGAUAGCAGAUAUUACCUACGUGGUGGCAAGAGUUCUGUUUUCACAGAAAAUGAGUGCAUACAUUGAAAAGUCAGAACUGACAGAAGAUUUUGAGUGUGUUAUAUGUUUGGAUGACUCCAACGAUCAUAUAGGAAAGUUAAAAUGUGGUCAUACAUUCCAUCAUGAGUGUAUAUAUGACUUUAUUACAAGAGAAGCAUUGAAUGACGCUGUACCAAGCUGUCCUUUAUGUCGCAGAACAAUGGAACGGUUUGGUGAUUGGAUUUGGAUCAUUAAUUGGAAACCUUGGAGAAAUCAAAGCGACAUGAAAGGGCUAGUAAGCACUGUCUGAAGAAGACUAAACGACGAGUUUUGCAAUUUCAAUUUUAUAUAGACAGCAGUUGAAAAUAUAUUCAUAAACAAUUAGCAUGAUAACAUAUGUGUUGCUUUCUUAUUUUCUUAUUCCUUUGUUCAAUUUUUUUUCAUUCAUAUUUUUGAAAUGCAGAAAACAUCAUUGGAAUCUCCUUUAUUAACCUUAUCAGUGUUGCUUAUAGCUUUAAUGUAUAAGGUAUGAACAUUUUCGUUAUAUCAAUUAUUUGUUAUGGAAUAAGGUAAUAUCUCUCAAAAAAAAUUUGAUUGAAAAAAGAUUGAAGACUAACUAAGAAAUCAUCUUCAUGAAACUAGAAAACUGGUCAGUUAUAAGCUUUACUCUAAGUCUCGUAGCCUUGAUUUAUGAUGUGCUUUGUCAUAAACAGACGGUACCUUACCUUAUUUUUGCAGACCACCAAAUAAAUAGCCUUAACUGCAGCUUUCCGUAAUAGACAAGAAAAAAACACAUUUUCAGUACAUGUUUUAAAAGUGCAUUCUUUAGCUUGUUUUGUGUCACGUCAAUUUUAUUUAGAACAAAUAGAAAACGAUAUCACAGCACAUUGUUCGUCACAGUUAAGUGACUAAGUUUGCAUCAUCUCAUAAAAUUAGGGCUUAUUAGGCCUUGUUCCAGCGUAUAAAAAGGAUUUUGUUUUCGUCAAAAGCUAGUACCUGUUUGCGGCUUUAAGAUGCAGUAUGCACUUAGUAAAAUUAUUUCAAGAUAUCCAUGUUAAAUACGAAAUCUACCAACUCUUACCAUAAAUUUUGUUCUAUUAAAAUAUACAGAGCUAGAUUCCCUGUAAAUGAGAUUUCCGUCAUUCCUACCGGCAUGCAGCGUUCUUCACCUAGAUACUGUGAAUUCAUUAUUAUUCGUUGGAUAUCAAUUUUAGUGGGUUUUGUUGGUACAGGUGAACCACGAAUAAAAAUGUUCACCAAUAACAUUUUAGAAAUAGGCCUUGUAUCUGCGAGUACUCUCAAAUCGUAUUUUCUUGUUAAUUCGACCUGUUGAUACUGUUUAUAAUGCUUUUUUGUUAUUUUUUAUUUAUAUGGAUCUUGUCUGUACACCAGCUUUGAUUAUUUGUAAUAUCUUCAAUUUUUCACUUAUUCUUACUACAUUUGUACAUUUGUAUAAACUUCAAGAUUAUAAUUAUUUUUUUUAAAACCGUUUUUUUUCUAAAGUGAAUAUUGAUCAAUAUUUUCGAAGGGUUAAAUAUUUCUCAGUGGUGUCCUGCCAUGGCUUUGUUUGAAUUUGUUUGUUAGCUUUUUGGUCAUGCAUGUUUGUCUCUAAUAUUUAAUUAACUGUGCAUUUGUAUUCAGAUAUCGCAGAUCAAAUAUAUUCGUUCAUAGUGUAAUCAUACGUUUUUUGAUUGAGUUAAGUCUGCCAAUUGAUAUUUUAUCGUGUGUUUUUCUAUGUUGUGAUGUUAUGCUAUUGUUUCAGAAAAAGGGAGAAGGUUUGGAUCCAUUAAAACGUUUACUCCCGCUGUAAAUGUUUGCACCUGUCCUAAUUCAGGAAUCUGAUGUACAGUAGUUGUCGUUAGUUUAUGUAAUAUAUACAUGUUUCUCGUUUCUCGUUUUUUUUAUAUAGAUUAGACCGUUGGUUUUUCCCGUUUGAAUGGUUUUACACUAGUAAUUUUGGGGCCCUUUAUAGCUUGUAGUUCGGUGUGAGCCAAGGCUCCGUGUUGAAGGCCGUACUUUAACCUAUAAUGGUUUACUUUUUAAAUUGUUAUUUGAAUGGAGAGUUGUCUCAUUGGCACUCACACCACAUCUUCCUAUAUCUACUUGUAUACAUAGCUUGUCAAACCACGAAAAUAAAUAUCUAUGAAUAUGCAUUUUUUCAGCAAUCCACGCAAAUUGAUACCUACGGAAAUAAAUGAAUCUAUAAAAAUGAUAUUUAUACCAAAAAGGAAUAUAAACAUUUUCACGCUUU